This is a messenger RNA of Drosophila biarmipes, 1191 nucleotides long. RefSeq names its product odorant receptor 45b (gene Or45b). Lineage: Eukaryota; Metazoa; Arthropoda; Insecta; Diptera; Drosophilidae. The coding region runs from base 1 to 1191 and encodes 396 amino acids. The record is from RefSeq and is a predicted model, not a curated record. Gene Ontology annotation, cellular component: plasma membrane. Gene Ontology annotation, molecular function: odorant binding; olfactory receptor activity. The transcript is spliced from 6 exons. Gene Ontology annotation, biological process: sensory perception of smell; detection of chemical stimulus involved in sensory perception of smell.
AUGUAUCCGCGAUUUCUAGACCGCAACUAUCCGUUGGCGAAGCAUCUGUUCUUCGUGACCAGAUACUCCUUCGGCCUGCUGGGGCUGAGAUUUGGUGGACAGCUAUCGUGGUUGCAGCUCUCAUGGCUGGUCUUCAACUUCGUGAACCUGGCGCACUGCUGCCAGGCGGAGUUUGUCUUUGGCUGGAGUCACCUGCGCACCAGUCCCGUGGAUGCCAUGGACGCCUUCUGUCCCCUGGCCUGCAGCUUCACCACGCUCUUUAAGCUGGGAUGGAUGUGGUGGCGCCGUCAGGAGGUGUUUGAGCUAAUGGAACGCAUCAAGUUGCUGAUCAGGCAGCAGGAAAUGAGGAAGGACCCUCGCAGGGAUGUGGCCCAGAGGAGCUACUACCUCAUGGUCACCAGGAGUGGCAUGCUGGUCUUCACCAUGGGCAGCAUCACCACGGGCGCCUUCGUUCUGCGAUCCCUUUACGAAAUGUGGGCGCGACGGCGACAGGAGUUCAAAUACGAUAUGCCUUUUCGCAUGCUGUUCCCCGAGUUUGCCCACCGAAUGCCCUGGUUUCCUAUCUUCUAUCUCUACUCCACUUGGAGUGGUCAGGUCACGGUAUAUGCCUUUGCUGGAACUGAUGGUUUCUUCUUUGGCUUCACCCUCUAUAUGGCCUUUCUCCUGCAGGCCCUAAGAUACGAUGUGCAGGAUACACUUAAGCCAGUGCAAGAUCCCUCGGUUAGGGAAGCCCAUAUCUGCUGUCACCGCUUGGCGGACAUCGUGGAUCGCCACAAUGAGAUAGAGAAGAUUGUCGAAGUGUUCUCAGGAAUCAUGGCAUUCCCCACUUUUGUCCACUUCGUGUCAGCCAGCCUGGUGAUAGCCACCAGCGUAAUUGACAUACUAUUGUAUUCCGGCUACAAUAUCAUCCGCUAUGUGGUCUAUACGUGCACCGUGUCCUCGGCCAUAUUUCUCUAUUGCUAUGGUGGCACGGAAAUGUCCACUGAGAGUCUCUCCUUGGGAGAAGCGGCCUACGGAAGUGCCUGGUAUAAAUGGGAUCGGGAGACGCGCAGGCGGGUUUUUCUCAUUAUCCUGAGAGCUCAGCGACCCAUCACCGUAAGGGUGCCCUUUUUUGCACCUUCUUUACCAGUCUUCACAUCGGUCAUCAAGUUCACGGGUUCUAUUGUGGCCUUGGCUAAGACCAUAUUGUGA